AAACAAGGGAGGCUGGCCUGGGCUGCUACGAACAAGUCUCCCCUUGAGUUGACACAGACUGGAGCGCAGUGAGACCUAGCGCGCUCACACAAGUGGAUUGGGCGUGAAGAAGAAUGGUAUCGACUCUCCGUUACGCGUUUGGCAACGUCUUGUGUUUCUUCAUUCUCCUUCUCAUCGGCGUUCUCGCUUUCUCCAUUCGUCUUUUCUCGGUGAUUAAAUACGAGAGUGUUAUUCAUGAGUUCGAUCCUUAUUUCAAUUACAGAGUCACUCAGUUCCUUACAAAGAAUGGAAUAUAUGACUUCUGGAACUGGUUUGAUGAUCGGACCUGGUAUCCUCUUGGUCGUGUGAUUGGUGGAACUGUUUACCCUGGAUUAACAUUAACAGCAGGAACUUUAUGGUGGAUAUUAAAUUCUUUGAAUAUUCCAUUAUCUGUUGAGACUGUUUGUGUUUUCACUGCUCCCGUAUUCUCUGCUUUUGCUGCCUGGGCAACCUACUUUCUGACAAAGGAGGUCAAGGGCACAGGUGCAGGACUUGCUGCGGCAGCUCUAUUGGCCAUGGUUCCAUCCUAUAUAUCUCGAUCUGUUGCUGGAAGCUAUGACAAUGAAGCUGUAGCUAUAUUUGCUCUUAUCUUUACUUUCUAUCUUUAUGUGAAGACCUUGAAUACGGGAUCACUUUUCUAUGCAACUUUAAAUGCAAUAGCUUACUUUUACAUGGUCUGUUCUUGGGGAGGAUACACCUUCAUUAUUAACCUGAUUCCAAUGCAUGCGCUUCUGUGCAUCGUCACCGGUCGAUAUUCUUCUCGGCUAUACAUAGCAUAUUGUCCACUUGUUGUUUUAGGAACAUUGCUAGCUGCAUUAGUUCCUGUUGUUGGUUUCAAUGCUGUCUUGACGUCAGAGCAUUUUGCUUCAUUUUUGGUUUUCAUUAUUAUUCAUGUGGUGGCGCUAGCAUAUUAUAUCAAAGGAAUCCUCUCUCCAAAGAUGUUCAAAGUUGCAGUUACUUUUGUUGUAUCAGUUGGGCUGGUUGUUUGUUGUGCUGUGGUAGCUGUCCUUGUUGCCCUGGUAGCAUCCAGUCCCACGAAAGGAUGGAGUGGACGUAGUUUAAGCUUGCUUGAUCCAACUUAUGCAAGCAAAUACAUACCGAUCAUUGCCAGUGUUAGUGAACAUCAGCCACCUACUUGGCCUUCUUACUUUAUGGACAUUAAUGUCUUAGCAUUCUUGGUUCCAGCUGGCAUUGUCGCAUGCUUUUUGCCACUCUCUGAUGCAAGCUCCUUUGUGAUCCUCUAUAUUGUGACAUCAGUGUACUUCUCAGGUGUUAUGGUGCGAUUAAUGCUUGUACUUGCUCCAGCAGCAUGUAUAAUGUCUGGCAUAGCUCUUUCUGAAGCUUUCGGUGUUUUUACACGUUCAAUUAUACUUCAGCUUCCUGGUGUAUCAGAGAGUCAACAGAUUAGUGCAGGAGAUGCCGGUUCUGAACCAUCUGCUGAUGUCAUCGAAAAUGUUCUAAAAACCGAUAAAGAUGAUGAGCCAGUAAAGGAACGGCCUUCAAGGAAGAACAAAAGGAAGGAGAAGGAGAAUAUGGAAAGACCUUCCAAGCCUUCUAUCAAGUCAAGAACUGAGAAGAGGCUUUUGGUUUUACCUCUGGAGACAUCUAUAAUUGCUCUUUUUUUACUGGUGUUGCUGGGUGCUUUCUAUGUUAUUCACUGUGUCUGGGCAGCAGCAGAAGCGUAUUCAGCCCCUUCUAUUGUGCUAACAUCUCAUACACAGGAUGGUCUUCACGUUUUUGAUGAUUUUAGGGAAGCUUAUGCAUGGCUAAGCCACAACACGGACGUGGAUGAUAAAGUUGCAUCUUGGUGGGAUUAUGGUUAUCAAACUACUGCUAUGGCUAAUCGAACUGUUAUUGUUGAUAACAACACCUGGAACAACACGCAUAUUGCGACAGUUGGGACUGCCAUGUCAUCUCCUGAAAAGGCAGCUUGGGAAAUAUUUAACUCUUUGGAUGUAAAAUAUGUUCUUGUUGUCUUUGGAGGUCUUGUUGGCUAUCCUAGUGACGAUAUAAAUAAAUUCCUGUGGAUGGUUCGUAUAGGAGGAGGUGUGUUUCCUCACAUCAAGGAACCUGACUAUCUGAGAGAUGGCCAGUAUCGAAUCGACUCCGAGGCAACUCCCACCAUGUUAAAUUGUCUCAUGUACAAAUUAUCCUAUUAUAGGUUUGUGGAGACAGAUGGUGGUAAAGCGUUUGACAGAGUAAGGCGGACUGAAAUUGGGAAGAAGUAUAUUAAACUAACUCAUUUCGAGGAGGUAUUCACAACUCAUCACUGGAUGGUACGUAUAUACAAACUGAAGCCUCCGAGAAACAGGAUUCGGUCCAAGACAAAGAAAUCUAAAUCGAAAUCUAGCUCAUCAGCAAACAGAGAUAGAAGUGUAAAAAGGAAGAAAAAUCCCUGGCAUUAACUACGAACUUCGUAUUAUUUAUGUUGGGUAUUUUACAUGUAACAGAUAUAGAUUUGUACGCACCGAGCCAGAGGGAUAGUUCAUCAGUGUUCUUGCUAGCAAAACUGAUCAUUCCAAGUUCUUAAUACUACUCCGAUGCUGUUUUCACCUGAGAUGUAACUGCUGAUACAUAUUUUAAUCAGUAAAAUUAAACAAUUUUGACCUGGUAUUGAAACACUUUUUUGUUCA
Messenger RNA from Daucus carota subsp. sativus, 2672 nucleotides. Its product is annotated as dolichyl-diphosphooligosaccharide--protein glycosyltransferase subunit STT3A. The transcript has 23 exons. Gene Ontology annotation, molecular function: oligosaccharyl transferase activity. Gene Ontology annotation, cellular component: membrane. The record is from RefSeq and is a predicted model, not a curated record. Lineage: Eukaryota; Viridiplantae; Streptophyta; Magnoliopsida; Apiales; Apiaceae. Bases 114 to 2444 code for a protein of 776 amino acids.